GCUAUUGCCGCUGAAAUUAAAGUCAAUUACUAUUCCGACGGCGGCUGUUCUGAUUACAUGAUUACCGUAACUCCCCCUGCCGACUGGAGUUGUUACAACUAUGACUGGACUGGCCAGAAUAGCGUGGGCGUGGCUUCGUCCACCUAUCCCAAUGGAACGCCAAUUUGCACUUACUACGUCUUCGCUGACUGUCAGGGCGCCUCCCAGACCGAGGGUGGUAUCCAUAACAAUUGUGCCUCAAACUGGGGCCAUGGUUUCCUCUCCAUGAGCUGCGGC
Molecule: messenger RNA, 276 nt
Organism: Trichoderma asperellum CBS 433.97
Lineage: Eukaryota; Fungi; Ascomycota; Sordariomycetes; Hypocreales; Hypocreaceae
Source: RefSeq, a predicted model, not a curated record